AGAGAGAGAGAGAUAGGCUAACACCAAUCUCAGUAGGCCAUUGAUGUAGGCUACUAUAUGGGGGUUCAUUUAUUCCAGUUAAAUUAGGAACUUAGAUUUGAAAAAAGCACAAGAAACUCUCUAGAAAAAACAACAACAACAAAAAAAAAGACUUAAAGGCUGACCACCCUAUUUUAAGUCAUUGGUGAAAGUUAUUGUGUAUGACGAUUUUUUAGGGCCUGUUUAUUUAUAGCUUACAACUCCAGUUGGCCUUUGCUAUAGGCUAUAACUGCGGUGCUCGCUUAAAUUCACAUUAGACCUAGUUUAUCAGAUUGAUGGGUGGAUUCGAUUGAUGUGUUUGUCAUGUAAAUACGAAUCGUUUGAUGGACACCUGCAACGCCCAGAGUGCUACCGAAGGUCGCACACUAUUGGUGCAAAAUUAGUCACAUGAUCUGUCACUAAACUGAUAUGAGCUCGGAUAGAACUUUGUGUGGUUUGACAUACUGCUUAGAGGUUGUAGGGGCACUGGGACCACACAUCAGCCUAUAUUGACCCUGCUUAAUCAAUUUUGCUUGGUCAGUCAACAAUGAAUUCCUACUUAGAUUAUACGAUUUAUAACCGUGGUGCUAACACUUAUAGUUCGAAGGUUGGGUGUUUUCCUAUGGAGCAGGAAUACUUGCCAAGUGCUUGUGCAAGUACAAAUAGUUACAUUCCCGAGGGACGGCCAGUCGGAGGGAACACUUUUACACCGGCAACGCACGAAGCGCAUGGCACAGCUUACGCACAACUUCAUUCGCAGCAAUACCACAUCAGUGUGGACAUGGGGAAAACUGGACAAACCAAUUUUUGCAAGCAAACCCGACCUCCUCACUCGGAAUAUGGACAUCAACAUGUUCUCACGCAAGCAGAUGACCACAUGCGUCAGUCAGUCGUGAACAUGGGAGCGAACAUUGGAACAUACAGUGAAUCUAACUGCAGGCCUGGCUCGGUCUCUGCAAGCCAUUAUCAGUCCUAUCCCUAUGGAGAACAUGAACCACCACACGGCUAUGGUUCGUUCAGCAAGUACCAGGUCUCCCCUGACAGUGACAGCGACUCCAAGACGAACAUCAAACAAGCGCCAACGUUUGACUGGAUGAAAGUCAAGAGAAACCCCCCUAAAACAGUUAAAGUCGAUGAAUAUGGGAUCCACGGCCAGCAGAAUAUAAUACGCACCAAUUUCACCACCAAGCAGCUCACCGAACUUGAGAAGGAGUUCCACUUCAACAAGUACCUGACCAGAGCACGCAGAGUAGAAGUGGCCGCCACCCUCGAACUGAACGAAACGCAGGUUAAAAUUUGGUUUCAGAAUCGCAGAAUGAAACAGAAGAAGCGCGAGAAGGAAGGAACGGCCCCGGUAGUUAAACGUGCGACUCUUUGCUCUUCUGGUCAAAGCGCAGACAACUCAAACAGCUCAUCCCCGGCUGCUUCGCCUACCUCAGACUCUUCCACUGCUGUUUGAUGAUUACCUGCAUUUGUGGCAAACGAACUCAUGUUUCAUCAUUGUGCUGUGAAGAACUAUUUAACUUAUUCUGCUGUCUUAGACAAAGCAUUAAAUAUGUGCAUGCGUGUUUUAUAUAUAACGCAAAAUAAAUAAUUUUGCUGCAUUAGAGCUACUGAAUUCAUGGUUCAAAAUGCAUUAACAGGGUAUAUGCUUAAUAGUCCAAAGCAAGAGGUUUAAAUGUUCUUUUUUUUGUCAUCAGGUUGAUAUCCUUUUUUGCACUACUGAUUCAUUCCUCUGUUGAAAGAGUAAAAAUCAAAAUAAAAAUUGUAGUAAAGACUGAUAUGUUUAUGUAUUUAGAAAACAAUCUGGCCUGAUGCUCUGAUAAAUAAAUACAUUUUAUUUUUCUGAAA
This is a messenger RNA of Cyprinus carpio (common carp), 1869 nucleotides long. Its product is annotated as homeobox protein Hox-B1b-like. Lineage: Eukaryota; Metazoa; Chordata; Actinopteri; Cypriniformes; Cyprinidae. Gene Ontology annotation, cellular component: nucleus. The transcript has 2 exons. Gene Ontology annotation, biological process: regulation of transcription by RNA polymerase II. Gene Ontology annotation, molecular function: RNA polymerase II cis-regulatory region sequence-specific DNA binding; DNA-binding transcription factor activity, RNA polymerase II-specific. Bases 566 to 1477 code for a protein of 303 amino acids. The record is from RefSeq and is a predicted model, not a curated record.